This is a messenger RNA of Exophiala bonariae, 702 nucleotides long. RefSeq lists its product as uncharacterized. The transcript has a single exon. NCBI's taxonomy places the organism in Eukaryota, Fungi, Ascomycota, Eurotiomycetes, Chaetothyriales, Herpotrichiellaceae. The coding region runs from base 1 to 702 and encodes 233 amino acids. The record is from RefSeq and is a predicted model, not a curated record.
AUGUGGCCUUUCAACACCUCUUCACAGCCCGUAGCCCUCGAAACGGCGAUCAAGCAAACAGAGAUUGCCAUUGAGCCACAAGUUGUGAACCCACUUCCUCCCACGUCGGUUCCCGAACCAACAUCGAGCACAAGCAUAACAUCUGAUACCUGGGAAUCGCGAUCACUCGAGCGACUCUCUCUACCUUUCACCGCUCGAGCUCCUGUCAUGAUGGGCACUUCCUUCCUGUCGGGCUUCAUCUUGGGAACCACCAAAGGAGCCACAACAGGAGGAGAUCUCUUCAGGGCCGAGAAUGCCCAUCGUUUGCCAACCGAGAAGAAUGGAUGGUAUCAAUACCACAAAACCAAAAACUACCGGGCCAUGAUGAGCGGACUCAAGGAAGGUGGUCGAUACGGAGCUGUCUGUACUGCAUGGUGGUCCUUGUUCAUGGUUACCGAAGAAGUGAUUGAUCGAUCAAGAGCUCGGCUCUUCGAAGACCGCGAUGACGAUCAUGUUUCGGGACAGCGAGACGCAGCAAGCACAGUCUUCGCUGCCAUGACCGUGUCUGGCGUCUACAGCUGGACCAACGGAUUGGACCAUUUUGCCGCCGCCAAGAUCGCCCGAACAGCACUUCGAUUCUCUCUCGCGUACGGACUGAUUCAGGAUCUGGUUGCAUCGGCCCGAGGAAGACCUCCUGCGUAUAUUGCCUGGCUACGAAGCUGA